CCGAGUUUGCAAUCUUUCUGAUUAGGCUAGACGAGUAACUGAUCGGGUCAUGGCAGCAAACUCAACUAAGUCUUUCCUGGCAGAUGCCGGCUAUGGAGAACAGGAACUGGAUGCUAACUCUGCCCUUAUGGAAUUGGACAAAGGUAUUCAAAAGAGCGGGCUGAGCGGGCGAAUCGCGUGUUGGAAGUGGCGCCACCAGGUGGUGGUCGCCUCGAGAGAGGCCCGGAAAGCACAUGCGCGUAGCUUCGGUGGGCGGGGAAUCCGUGUGCAUUUGCUGGGGCUAGGGCUUUGGCCGCAGCGAGAGAUUGCAAAGAUAAUUGCAGGAAAAUUCAGGAUUGCCGGAUUGGCCAUGCACCAGCUGAACAAGUGGGCCCGUUUUGACCAUUUGAGGGCACAAUCUGCUUUUCCAAGCAGUGAAAGCGGCUGGCAGAUUUCUAAAAACGCUGCUUUGAAAUUGAUGUUGGGAAGUCUGGCAUCCAUAAUUCCUGAGAGGAAGAAUGCUCACCACAGUAUUCGUCAGAGUUUGGACUCACAUGAUAAUGUAGAAGUCGAAGCUGCUGUUUUUGCUGCUGCAAACUUCUCUGCACAGUCAAAGGAUUUUGCUAUAGGAAUCUGUAACAAAAUCAGUGAAAUGAUUCAAGCAAGCCAGAAGGCAUUGUCUGCUGAAGUAAAGGCGGUGAUUAAGCAGCAGCUUGAAAGUGUCUCCAAUGGAUGGACUGUAUACCGUAUUGCCAGACAGGCUUCCAGAAUGGGUAAUCAUGACAUGGCCAGAGAGCUUUAUCAGAGUUUGCUGACUCAGGUUGCCUCAGAACACUUCUACUUCUGGCUGAAUAAUCUUUUGGCACUGGAACAAGAUGCUGUCUUUGGCCUGGAAUCCCUUCUGGUACUUUGUAGUCAAGAUGACAGUCCAGGUGCUCAAGCUACAUUAAAGAUUGCUCUAAAUUGCAUGGUGAAGUUGGCCAAGGGCAGGCCUCAUCUUAGCCAGUCAGUGGUUGAAACCCUGUUGACUCAGAUGCACGGUGCUCAGGAUGCUGCCCGGAUCCUGAUGUGCCACUGCCUGGCGGCCAUUGCCAUGCAGCUGCCAGUGCUAGGCGACGGGAUGCUUGGUGACCUCGUGGAGCUCUACAAGGUGAUCGGACGAUCAGCCACAGACAAGCAACAAGAACUUCUGGCUGCUAGUACACCAUUGAAUCCUUUAAGUUUUCAGUGCGAAUUUGUAAAACUCAGGAUUGACCUUCUACAAGCCUUCUCUCAGCUGAUCUGUACAUGUAAUAGCCUAAAAACAAGCCCUCCACCCGCAAUUGCCACAACAAUUGCCAUGACCUUAGGAAAUGACCUCCAGAGGUGUGGUCGCAUUUCCAAUCAGAUGAAACAGUCCACGGAAGAAUUUCGAAGCCUUGCUUCCCGAUACGGGGAUCUUUACCAGGCAUCUUUUGAUGCUGACUCGGCAACUUUGAGGAACGUAGAACUACAGCAACAGAGCUGUUUACUGAUAUCUCAUGCAAUAGAAGCCCUGAUUUUGGAUCCAGAAUCAGCAAGUUUCCAGGAAUAUGGAUCUACGGCAGCAGCCCAUGCUGAUAGUGAAUAUGAGAGAAGAAUGAUGUCUGUAUAUAAUCAUGUCUUGGAGGAGGUAGAAUCACUCAAUCGGAAAUAUACUCCUGUUUCUUACAUGCUUGCCCUGUCACCAUCCCCCCGGAACCCAGCAGAGCCCAUCGCUGUCCAGAAUAACCAGCAGCUGGCGCUAAAAGUGGAGGGAGUGGUUCAGCACGGAUCGAAACCUGGACUCUUCCGCAAAAUUCAGUCUGUCUGUCUGAAUGUUUCUUCCACACUACAGAGUAAAUCUGGACAAGACUACAAGAUACCCAUUGACAAUAUGACCAAUGAGAUGGAGCAGAGGGUUGAACCUCAUAAUGACUACUUCAGUACUCAGUUUCUGUUGAACUUCGCUAUCCUUGGCACACACAACAUCACAGUGGAAUCUUCAGUGAAAGAUGCCAAUGGCAUUGUAUGGAAGACUGGUCCCAGAACUACCAUAUUUGUAAAGUCCCUGGAAGAUCCUUAUUCCCAGCAAAUUCGCCUACAACAGCAGCAAGCACAGCAACCGUUACAACAGCAGCAACAACGAAAUGCCUACACACGGUUUUAACCUUGUAAUGAAUGCACUACAGACUUCAAAGGACGAUCCAACUGGCAGAAAUAGUUUCCUUUUUCAUAGGGAUCAAAUAUGAAACUUAUGUGGAGU
Molecule: messenger RNA, 2242 nt
Organism: Propithecus coquereli (Coquerel's sifaka)
Lineage: Eukaryota; Metazoa; Chordata; Mammalia; Primates; Indriidae
Gene: INTS7
Product: integrator complex subunit 7
Exons: 13
Coding region: 50-2146 (698 amino acids)
Biological process (GO): snRNA 3'-end processing
Cellular component (GO): integrator complex
Source: RefSeq, a predicted model, not a curated record